AUGUCUAGGUACCACAAGGCAGCAAUUGAUGGAUACUUGGACCUCUUAAAAGAGGCCACGAGGAAGGACCUGAACACUGCGGAUGAAGAUGGCAUGACUCCCACCUUAUUCGCUGCUUUCCACGGACAUGUCGAUGCGCUUCAGCUCAUAUGUAGCAGAGAAGGAGACCCCAACCGGAGUGACAUCUGGGGAAACACACCGCUGCACCACGCCGCGGUGAACGGCCACAUGCACAUCCUCAGCUUCCUGGUCAACUUUGGUGCCAACCUUUUUGCCCUGGACAAUGAAUCCCACACAGCCAUGGACGUGGCUGCGUCUCGCGACCGCAUGGACUGCGUGCGCUUUCUAGACGCCGCCGCCUCACAGCAGACCAACCAAAACCCCAAGAAGGUCGCCAAUCUAAAGAAGGAGGCCAUCAAAGAAGCGGAGAAGCGUGCAAAGCUCUGUGAGAAGGUGAAGAAGAAACACCAGAGCAAGAUGGAUAAAAUGCAACGCGGAGCGGGCAAUACUGGGUCCCUCUCAGAGGCCAGCAGGACAUCAGCAUUCUCAGACGGCGGCACCAUGUCCAGCGUCAAUGAGCAGUUCUCCAAACUUAGUGCUGCUGAUAAAUCGGGCUCCCUUUCAGCCCGGGUUAAGGGCACGCUCCAGAAGAAGCUUGGGAAGAAAGAUAAAGGCACACUGCAGCGGUUGGGAGGGGACGGGAACGUUGUUUUCCUCAAACCGGAGAGUAGAGCUUCUGAGCAGCCAGAGUUUCUGGAUGUCUUCAAUGAGCAGGAUGAGAGCAUGUUAGACGAAGACGGAAUGGCAGGCUAUGACGAUGACAACGACGAGACCGGCCAAGUCAAACAGUCCAUCUUCAAUCGGCCCGGUCUUGGAGGUCUGAUUUUCAUGAAUAAAAUAGGGCUGGAGUCAGAGGACAUCCCGAGUGAGAACAACGGGAGUCUCGGCUACCUCGUUCAGAAUGAGUUGUUUGAGAGAGAGGAAGACGGUGUUGGCUUCGAGGGGAAUGGUGAUGCUGAUCUGCCCUGGGAUCAAGAAGAUCUGGGACUGGAUGAUGAGGAUGAUGAGGAAACUUCUCCUUUGGAUGCAUUCUUGUCUGCCAUCUCCUUGCCAGAGUUUGCCCUUGCAUUCAGCAGAGAACACCUAGACCUGGAGGCGCUGAUGCUUUGCUCUGAUGAAGACCUGAAAGGCAUUCGCAUCCAGCUGGGACCCAGGAAGAAGAUCAUGGAAGCUGUUUCCCGUAGAAAGAACAUAUUGGAGACCCCUGGCAUCGUAAAGGACAGCUCCAUGUGA
Molecule: messenger RNA, 1293 nt
Organism: Cyclopterus lumpus (lumpfish)
Lineage: Eukaryota; Metazoa; Chordata; Actinopteri; Perciformes; Cyclopteridae
Gene: anks4b
Product: ankyrin repeat and sterile alpha motif domain containing 4B
Exons: 2
Coding region: 1-1293 (430 amino acids)
Molecular function (GO): protein binding
Source: RefSeq, a predicted model, not a curated record